Andrographis paniculata is the source of this 1809-nucleotide messenger RNA. RefSeq names its product protein TIC 40, chloroplastic. Lineage: Eukaryota; Viridiplantae; Streptophyta; Magnoliopsida; Lamiales; Acanthaceae. Gene Ontology annotation, biological process: protein import into chloroplast stroma; chloroplast organization. The transcript has 14 exons. Gene Ontology annotation, cellular component: chloroplast inner membrane; chloroplast thylakoid membrane. The record is from RefSeq and is a predicted model, not a curated record. Bases 118 to 1401 code for a protein of 427 amino acids.
UGACUUUGUGUUUCUCUACUCUAGUCUCUCUUUCUUCUACCUCCUCUACUAUUCUGAACACACACUCACUCCGCGCUUCUACCGAUAAACUCAUCCUUCCAAUUAAGUUGCAGGGUUAUGGAGAAUCUCGGCCUCGUUUCCUCUCCAAAAGUUGUCAUCGGCCUUUCCUCCAAACCCACCAGCUUAGUCUGCGGGACUCUUCCCAAUCUACUACGGAAAAACCGCCCACGCCUCAAUCCCACUCCUUCAUUUAGGGUUUUCUCUUCGCUCCACGCUCCCAACGCCACCAAAACUAUAGUUUCUGAGAAAGUUGCAAGGGACUGUUUUGCUAGCAUUGCUUCAGGUAGCCAGCAAACAUCCUCAGUUGGUGUAAAUCCGCAGGCUUCUGUGCCUCCAUCUUCUUCUCAAGUGGGAACACCUCUCUUUUGGAUUGGUGUGGGUGUUGGUCUCUCAGCACUUUUUUCAUGGGUGGCCGGUAGAGCAAAGAAAUAUGCAAUGGAACAAGCUUUCAAGACCCUUUCACAACAGAUGAAUGCACAAAAUAGUCCAUUCGGUAAUGCUGCUUAUUCACCUGGUUCAUCAUUCGCAUUUCCACCAACUGCAACACCACCUUCAGAUUCAUCUAGAACCCCAACACCUGUGGCAUCUCAACCUGUGACUGUUGAUGUACCUGUGACCAAUGUCAAGGAACCUCCAUCACCAGCUGUUGAAGAUAAAGUUGAACCAGAGAAAGAGUCAAGGAAAUAUGCUUUUGUAGAUGUAUCACCUGAGGAAACAUUGCAAAAGAAUGAUUUUGAGAACUUCAAGGAUUCAAUAAACUCAGAAUCAAUGAAUGGCUCCCAGUCUCCAGAGCAAUCGAACCAGGAAAAGUUUUUCCAAAGCAGCUCAAAUACCAAACAGGAAACAGGUGCUUCAGACGGUCCCUUCGCUAAUAAAACAAGCCCUCUCUUAUCAGUGGAAGCUCUGGAGAAAAUGAUGGAAGACCCAACAGUACAAAAAAUGGUUUAUCCUUACUUGCCAGAGGAGAUGAGGAAUCCUACCACCUUUAAAUGGAUGCUACAAAAUCCACAGUACCGUCAACAGCUUCAAGACAUGCUAAAUAACAUGGGGGGUAGCCCUGAGUGGGAUAGCCGCAUGAUGGAAUCAUUAAAGAAUUUUGACCUCAGCAGUCCAGAGAUCAAGCAGCAGUUUGAUCAAAUAGGUCUAACUCCUGAAGAAGUAAUUUCAAAAAUCAUGGCCAAUCCAGAGGUUGCUAUGGCUUUCCAAAAUCCAAGAGUUCAAGCUGCCAUCAUGGAUUGUUCCCAGAAUCCGAUGAGUAUCGCCAAGUAUCAAAAUGACAAGGAGGUCAUGGAUGUAUUCAACAAAAUAUCAGAACUCUUCCCAGGGGCAAGAGGUCCUUAGUUCUCUUUCCUUGUUUCAUUCUGUCGAUAACAGCAGCAGGCAUAUUAAGAAGCUUUGGUUAGACACACUUAAGGUAAAGGAGACGAAAUAAAAUGCUCUGAGUCAACAAUUUUCCUACCUGCCUUGUGCUAGAGCAUACCAUCAACUUUCAGACUUGAAUGUCGGCGGCUUUGGCGAAUCAACAAACAUUGAUGGUUUCUUCUUGCUUUGUGAGCGUGCGUGUGUGGUUAAAAUAAUAAUUAAAAAACAAAAAUAGUGAAUUGGGAGCUAGAUCACAUUUUGUUCAUAGCUUGUUUAGUUUGCCAGCUUUGAUGCAUAGAAUUAGAAGCCUAAUUUUGACAUUGUUUUUUUUUUUUUUUUGGGCUUUUCUUAAAAUUUUUUAUUUAUCAUUUUCUGGAUUUGAGGUUA